Symbiodinium sp. CCMP2592 is the source of this 1053-nucleotide messenger RNA. The record is from the annotation of a GenBank genome assembly. NCBI's taxonomy places the organism in Eukaryota, Dinophyceae, Suessiales, Symbiodiniaceae.
AUGGCCAAGACAGGUUAUGUCGGACUGUCGGUCGACCAGUGGGAGCACUGGCUCUGGAACCCAGUUCCCGACGUCCAGGCCUAUUUCUCCCCGUCGGUCGCUGUCUAUAAGGCUAUCGCUGGUGUCGGUCGCAGGAUGCAAUACCAGCUUUCCGACACGGAUCCCAUUCCGGGGCCGAUGUACCAACGGUCGAAGCACAAGGAGCAGGCCCAUCGUGUUUCGGCUGGGGGCACAAUCAUGUGUGUUACUGAUAACGCCGGUCGGGAAGAUGAGGUCAAACUUCUGUUGACCCGGUUCGUGGUCGUGCUGGAAGUGCAGGUCGAUGAGUUCCAACUGGCUAUGGAACAAGGGUCGGUCAGACCAUGCACCAACGACGGCUUCGUCGUGAGGAACCUCGACUUGUCGGUCGAGAAGCACCUCAAAGUCACACGCAUGGACGCCCGCCUCGAGGUGGAGGCGUUGCCAAGUGACGUGCCGGUCGACAAGCCUGCUUUCGUGUUCUACAAGAUCUCCGAUGAUGUGACGGAGCUGUCGGUCGUGAAGAAGCUAGCUACAGCAUGUGGCGGCACGGCGGUCGAUGUGCGGCUGAGCUACUAUGGAGUGGGCAUGCUUCCAGCUGGACUCCUUCACUAUGAUGAAAGCAUGUCGCCGGACUACUACUACGCGCCGACGCUUCCCCAGAUGGGCGUUGAGUCGGUCGCCGCGGACUACAAGGUCAUGGUUCAGUUCAGCAACAAGGUGCCGGUCGGUGACUUCGUGAAGUUAAAGAACCUCGAGACGCUGAAGGAAUACAUGUACCAGAACGAUAAAGAGUUGGAGGAGCUGAACAGUCGGUCGUCAACUCUGAUCGCGAUACAGAAGAAGCUGGUCGCAGAAAUGGAUGAGAUGCUCGCCAAAGAGUCGGUCGUGGAUCUGGCGGGCAAGACAACGGUGUCGGUCGAGGAUCUGGCGGGCAAGACAAAGCAGCCACUCGUCAUGGAGUCGGUCGAGGAAGAUGUUGCAGGCAAGACAAAGCAGCCGCUCGUCAUGGACCAGGUCGCUGAGUCUAGCUGA